GGUUACCACCAGGAUCCACAAUCGAAUACUUAGAACAUCAUGUUCAAGAAACCUUUAGGGAAUUUAAAGACUUCAGCACCCCUGCGUAACUCUGAUAGGCGCAAGCUGAAACAACACAUCAUCCAAGCCUUCUCUCUCGUUCCAGAUGUCGGCGAGGAACUUGUACCCGAAGGUCUGCUGUCAGUAAAGUUCAACACAUACACCGAUGAGCCAGGUGUGGCUUAUUUGGGACCUGGUGGAGACCCUUUGUGGUUCACGCUUGGUAUAGGCAGCGAGGACAUAAUUCCGACUGUAUACACCUUGUGGAAGAAGCCAGAUCUCAUUCCAUUUCUGUCUACACCAUCUGCGGUGAUUCCAGUCCUGAUUGGUGGUGCGGAUCUUAUGAUUCCUGGAGUCGUUCAGCAUCCACCAUCACUCCAAGCUGGACAACUUGUCAGCAUUACGGAAUAUAUUCACCAUUCAACGCAUAUUGGCCCCCCACUUGCUGUGGGGCAUAUGGCAGUGGAUAGUGACGUCUUAUCCGAGGCUGGUUCAAAGGGAAAGGCAGUGUUUGUCCUGCAUGCUUGGAAUGACCAUUUAUUCGAUAUGGGACACAAGGGAAACCCGCCGGAUCCAUGGGAGAUGAGCCAUUCAACGACAAAUGAUCAGCAUUCCACAGAAGACGAGGACGUCACAGAUAAUGAUGUGUUGAAAGAGCCAUUAGUCGAUGCACUGAGCUCUCACCUGGAGCAGACGCAGUUGGAUGAUCCUGCUCCUAAAAUAGAACUGACGAAAGAAGAUGUUUCGAGUAUUCUUCAUGACGCCCUUCUCCAGGCAAUGAGAACGACCCUAUCUGGCUCCCAGGCCUCCGCGCUUCCGAUGCCCGCUAGUACGUUUUACUCGGCUUAUAUCCUACCCUCGCGACCUGCCCAAUCACCAUCUCAGCCAUCCGUAUCUACACCUAUUGAUAUAAAGCACUCCACCCACAAGUCGCUUGCGUAUUUUCUCAAAUCAGCAGAGAAACAAGGCCUCUUGAAGCUUAAAGAGAUCAAAUCUGAGCUGAUGGUAUUUUCUGUAGCCACAUCACAUGCAGAUGUGGUCGCACACAGGCCAUAUUUAUCUUUAAAAGAUGUCGCUCUCAGGAAUGAGAAGCGUGGACAACGAGAAGAAGAGGAGCGGACACGGGUCAAGGAGCUUGAAGUAACAGAGCUUUGGAAACCACAUCUUCAAUCGCUAAAAUUCUUUGCUGAGGCCGGAUUUGAUACAUCUACUCGAUACACAUAUGCGGAUAUCAAGACCGUACUCGAUAAGUACGUUGCCGAUCGACAAUUGGUGAACGCGCAUGACCAAUCAUAUAUCAAUGUUGGGGCGGACGAGCUUCUACAGACGACCCUCUGCAAGUCUGACAAUCCAACGAACAUGGAGUUUUUCAAACGCGAGCAACUGAUCGAGCGCCUGUCAGACAAGAUGCAGAGUUGGUACAAGAUAUGCGCCGAGGGUAAGGAUCCUGUGCUCAAGAAGGGGCAGAUCAAACCAAUAUCGGUGGUAGUUAAAGUCAGGCAAGGUCGUAAAGCGACAACGCUAAUUACAGGUUUUGAGCCAUUUUUGUUGGAGGCGACUGCUCUUGCAGAGGAGCUGAAGAUGAGAUGCGCCUCCUCAACUUCAGUUUCUCCGGCACCAGGGAAGUCGUCAGGCAUGUUAGUACUCGUGCAAGGAAAACAGGUCAAGGAGGUCACAGAAUUCCUUACUUCGCAAGGUGUACCAAAGCGAUGGGUGCACACCGAGGGCGGGGGAAAGAAAUAGAUGGGUGCUGGUUAAGUCCAUUAGUCGGGACUCGGGAGUAUGUGUUUGACAAUGAAGGCGUGUAUAUGUUACAAUUAAAAGUGAGAUCAGUAUUGAAUUGAAUAUUCACUCCUACGCGUCUUUCUCUCUC
Molecule: messenger RNA, 1912 nt
Organism: Suillus discolor
Lineage: Eukaryota; Fungi; Basidiomycota; Agaricomycetes; Boletales; Suillaceae
Exons: 9
Coding region: 40-1782 (580 amino acids)
Biological process (GO): translational initiation; formation of translation preinitiation complex
Molecular function (GO): translation initiation factor activity
Source: RefSeq, a predicted model, not a curated record